Messenger RNA from Danio rerio (zebrafish), 477 nucleotides. It is a transcript of the gene klhl13, whose product is annotated as kelch-like family member 13. The record is from RefSeq and is marked validated. Gene Ontology annotation, cellular component: cytosol; Cul3-RING ubiquitin ligase complex. Lineage: Eukaryota; Metazoa; Chordata; Actinopteri; Cypriniformes; Danionidae. Gene Ontology annotation, biological process: protein ubiquitination; regulation of cytokinesis.
GUUGUGGUAAGUCGAAAUCCCUUUAAAAGUUUAUUCGUUCAGUAUUCCUUUCGGCGAGCUGACAUAUCCGUGGCGCACACGUAAAGAUACACAUGUUUCAAUACGAAAAGUAGCUUGUUGUCAGCUGAGGCUAAAUGUAGCAAAGCUGCGAAUGGGGAGCCAUGCUUUAGGUUUGGUCCUUCCUUCAAAAGAGCCGAGCUGAGCUUUCAAGAACGGACAAAACCGGGAGCAGGGCUACAGUCAGGGCUCCGGCUGUGCCGCUACAGCGGUGUCAGGGCGGGCGUAGGGCUCGUUCAGCGCGCGGUCAGUGUUAGUUCCUACACAAACACCAGCAGACAGACAGACAUGUCGACUAGACUCUCUUCCACAAACCCAAACUCUGUGUCUGAACUAAAAACGGUGUUCUGGGGUUUUGUGCCUGGGCAUGGACCACCCUGUGCAUAGAGGAGACACCAUGUCCAUCGGACUUCACGACAG